Osmia lignaria (orchard mason bee) is the source of this 3851-nucleotide messenger RNA. RefSeq lists its product as uncharacterized. The record is from RefSeq and is a predicted model, not a curated record. Lineage: Eukaryota; Metazoa; Arthropoda; Insecta; Hymenoptera; Megachilidae.
UGAGUGAAAGUUUGUGCACGAGUGUCUUCGUUUAAAAGCACAUUUUCGAGGGAAAAAAUUCGAUAAAGAAUGUGUGUUGAGAGGGAGCGCGAGCAGGAACAAAGUUUUUCGCAAACACGAGCAACGAGUCACCGAAGAAUCUCCAGGAAUAGUACACAUUUACGACAGACCACGAUGCCGAUGCUCUUUAGUCCUCCCUUUGCAUUCUUUGCCUCGAAAGUUCACCCGGAAGAUAAACACAGCUACGGCUCUUAAUCUUACAAAAUUUACUUGUAACUAUUACAGAGUUUAACUCCUUGCCGUGUAAAACGAGCCUCGCUCGUGUCACAGGGUAUAUGAAAUUUUAAUUCGGACUGUAAUCACAAUUUAUAGACAUUGAACAUUUUCAACGAUUGAUAUUUUAGUAAAAAAAUAAUCAUAAGGCAAGGGGUUAAAAUCGAUGCGAAGUGAAAGGAUUAAAAAUUUUGUUCGACCACGCGAUAAACUUUCUCCGUUUUUGAACGCACUUUACAUUUUCAUUUUUUUACUCGAGUCUAUUUCUAGCGAAAUUUCAACGAAAGAAACGUACGUGGGCGUUAAACGCUUUUACUCGAUCCAUACAUGUACCGGGAAUCGAAAAGCGAAAAUAUGCAGUUCGGACCGCAAAGGGUUAACGAUUCAUCGUCCUCGCUGAUGCAUCCUUUACGCCCAAUAAUUACGGACUAAUGACUAAUUGAGUCAAUUAAUCGCAGUUUGAUUCGAUUAAACGAAAAUUGUCGCGACAGCUGGAUCGCCUAUCGGUCGAUAAUAGAUUACUCGCGCGUAAACGCUCCGGCUCGCCGGACAAAUUGCGCACGGAUCUUGUUUCUCUGGUUCUUGCGUUGCUCGAAUUAUCAUAUGCAUGCGGAAUAAUGUGUGCUCGUCUGUUGGUCACCGCGUAUCUCGUUUGUCGUCUCCCUCCAACUUCCGUCCAGGGACGUGAAUUUCCACGACAGGAUGUUCCUAUAUUCCCUCUUCCUAUGCUCGCGGUCUAAACAAGCAGAACCAAUCGCGAUUUCUCUCUCUCAUUCUUGCCCCUCUUUUGCGAUUGUUCCUCCUCUCUCUUUCGACGAUUCGUUUCCUACAACGUUCACUUUUCUUAGCCCGCAUUUACGGUGCUCAUUGUAAUUCAACACUAGCGUGUACAUUAACAGAAACAUCGUUAUCUUCGUGUAAUUUUGUUUUUCAUAACUCGUUAGAUCCGAAGAAAGUUUAUCUGUAUCCAGCCGUACUCCAAUCGUGAUCUGUGCAAGUGUACACACAGAUGACGCGAUGACGUUGCAUUGGUGGAUGCACUGGUUCUGGGUUACCGCUCAAUUUCUCGUGAUAUUAGGAAACCCGGUGCCGUCGAGCACGUCGGAGCCGCGUAGCCAGGUGCAGGAUCGCCUGAGCACCGAAUCGACGCCCGAAAUCACCUCGAUCGAGACGGAUAGUCCGGAAGCUAGACAAAACUUGCGCGUUGCCAAAGCUAUCGGUCUUCAUCCUCCCACCAACGCGGCCGUCAUCUUCGACAGACAAUCCAGCACGAUUUCGAGUAACAUGGAGGUCGGGCCGAGCGUCGUCGAAACGAGCACAGAUCUGGUAGGCGAAGAGUAUCACGGGAACGGCAGCAACGCGGUGAACCUGGACAGGGUUAAAGUUUUAACAGCCGAACGGGCGACGGAGAGCACGGACAUAGCUCGUGGUCCUUCUACGAAAAAGGACAGCAAGAUCACAUGGAUCCUAACGUCGAACAAGGCUGGAGUUAGAUCGAAGUACGAGCAGGAAGAGAAAGUGGAGGAAAAUGGGAAUCGGAACGGCAGUAACGACCAGGUGGAGGAUCUCACGGUGCUACCACUUCAGGAAGAAGUGUCUAGAAUCAGGCUGGUACUGAACAAAACGAAAUCGUCGUCGUUUCUAUCCUCCUCUUCCUCGUCACUUUCCGCGUCCGUCGGAAGUUCCGGCAUCAGGACGUUCAAUCGGUCGGACGACGUUGAGAUCGACGAGGAGCUGGUCGAGCCUCAACUCUUUGCCACAGCUGCAUCGAUUCUCGAGGUAGGAGUAAGCGAAUCCACGCGACUGAGUAGAGCGAGGAGCGCGUUCCCGAAGGAUUUUCAAAGGGAUCAGGUACAGGAAGAGCAGCUUACCGAUUACAAUGAAAGCAGUAGCGAAGACGCGAAGCAAGAAGGUGGUGCAUCGGGAUCGACGGUGGACAUUGCCGCUAUUACCGGCAGCUGUUUAGCGACCGUGGUUCUACUAAGCACGAUGGGCAGCCUCGGAUUCAUUAUGUACAGGCGCAGGUACCUGAACCCACCGCAGACGCUGAACAGCGAUAAAUGCAGUAAUCCAGAUAGUUCCGGUUAUAUCGAUGAUUCCACUAUUCGUGAUAAUUCGGAGGAGAUGUACAGCUUGGAUAACGACUCGUUCCUAAAUUCGUUAGAAGCGAUGACAAUACAAAAUUACUGGACCGACAGCGUGAAGCACACGAAGCUAUGACAAAAGAGGAUAAUCCAAUCCGGAAAGAGAAUGGAAACGUUCAGUAUUUCCGACGGUGAAGCGCACGAACAAAUAUCGUUGUUGGAGCAGUAGUACUUACACGGCGCGUAUCGAACGAAGAUAAAGGAAGAGUGAAUUUUUUAACGUAGCCGUUCAGACACGCAGGGAGACACCGUUGUUUAUUUCCAUUAAGCGAUGUCGCUGAUCGUUAGCGAGCCGCGUACAAAAAAUAAGUGAACAAAAUGGUUUUAAACGUUUACGCAAACUUUUUAGGUAAUCUCCGUCGAUUUUGCGGUUUCUUAAAGAAGAUUGACGACGUGUCAAAAUUGUUUGGCGCGCGACUAUUUUUAUACAUAUUCGUGCUAUACAUCGUACGCGUAAACAUUUUUUGGGUUUAGACGAGGUUCGUGUAUGACGUAUAACGCGGUGUAUACAACGUAUAUCGUGCGUAUAGCCAAAUUUUGAUCACGUCACUUGCAUCGUUCCCUAUAUUUUUCUACCGCUGAUACAAUUGGCAGAAAAUCGGUUUAGAGAGUGAAAGCGACGACGUAUCGCUUUUAGUUGGACUGCAGUAAUCGGAUAGUGCAAUAAAAUAUGUACUUUAUCGACGCGAUAAUUAAUGUUACAUUAUUAGGACAGUAAGUACAAAUGAAUUAAAAAACCAUUAAUUUUUAGCUAGACGUAUUAGGGAGUGCGAAAAGUAAUUUAAUACAAAUGAAUUCCUACGAAUCGCCAGAGAGAUACUUCCGUACUACACGCACUGUGAAUUUCAAUUUAUACAUACACAUACAAAACCAUACCUGUGUUUGUCUUUUUAAUUCGGGAGUCGAGCUUGGAACGUUUCGCAGUCUUCGAACUUUAAAAAGAGAUCAAACACGGUUCUAAUAUAUAGAGUAAUAGAGAUCAAACUAAUCGCUUAGCGUACACGAUCAGCUUUAAAUAUUUUCGAAACAGGAUCGGGCUAACAAACAAGAUUGGACCAAAUACAAUACCGUAGUUUGUAGCUUUACGCCUUUAUAACAUAUCCAGCAAAAGGACAUGAGAAGAUUUCAUUCGUGUUUUCCACUGCACUUCUAGCUUGUAUAUAUCUAUGUACACAUGUACAUGUACUAUACAAUAAUUACAAGUAUAUCUAUUAUGUAUAGACAUGCGAAAUCCGUGGCGAUUUCUCGCCAUCUUCCAAAUACGAUUUACGUUUCAGUAAAAGUUAGCACUUGUUUGUUCAAAUAUAUUUCUAUACGAGUCUCGCGCAGAGAAGGAAGAAAAUUUAUUGUGAUAGAUUAUAGCGUUUAAUAAAUGUAAAAUUAUCACCGAUUCACCUUAUGGUACCGGUUGUGAAUAAACCCAGUCGCACAUUA